AUGGACACGCUCUCAGACACAGACAUCCUCUAUUCUGUGCUAGGCGGAUUGCAACCUGGCGGGACAUGUCUUUCCUGGAUCGCCGGUUUGAUCACAUGUGAAGCUCUACGAUUGACUCAGCGUUUCGACGACAACACAUCAUGGGAUAAGCGGUUUUUUGUUUACUUCAGCUUGCUUAUGUCGGUUACGUUGGCCGGACUUUUUGCGGCGAUGUUAUACCAUUACUGCAUCGAAAGCUAUGGCAAUUACCAGAGUCUCCUGAAGCUCACUACUAUGUCAUUACAUUUUCGGCAGGGUUCUGUAGCUAAUUAUUCUAGCACUACAUUAGGAUACUCAUUUUACGCACAUUCUGUGUGGGCGUCUGGACUCGGGAAAGUCAAAGUUUGCAAAGUACCGGUCGUCAAAAUCCUCACUGCAUUACUGCUGGCGGGCCUAUGCGUCGUAGUUAUCCUCGGAAUCCCUCGGGCAUUCACCGUACCAACCUUCGAAACAGUUGCGGAUCAUGGGUCUUCAGGGCUAUGGGCUUACGAUCUUGCAAAAUCCAAAGCAGUUCGAAACAUGCUCGCGGGCAACAACGAUCCGCUUCGAUUCGCUUCCAGUAUCCUCUGUCUAGCUUGCCAAACAGCAAUUUUCACAACAAUUUUUGACGGUAUCUCGCUUUGUCUACGCAACACAAAGGGGGCGGGAAUCGGCUACACCAUGAUGUCUCUGAGCGCCGAAUUACAUCUAUUUGGUCCCAUCAUGUCCAUCAGUGCUACGCUGCAAGAAGACUGUCUGGUUGAUCAAGCGUCGACAUGUUCAAUGGCAAAGACUGAAUGUAAGGCAGCAGCCCCUGCAAGCACCAAGAAACUCACUUUCCAGACACAAGAGAAAAGGUUGAUGAAGGGAUAUUAA
Molecule: messenger RNA, 894 nt
Organism: Puccinia triticina
Lineage: Eukaryota; Fungi; Basidiomycota; Pucciniomycetes; Pucciniales; Pucciniaceae
Exons: 9
Coding region: 1-894 (297 amino acids)
Source: RefSeq, a predicted model, not a curated record